Molecule: messenger RNA, 1250 nt
Organism: Argentina anserina (silverweed cinquefoil)
Lineage: Eukaryota; Viridiplantae; Streptophyta; Magnoliopsida; Rosales; Rosaceae
Product: truncated transcription factor CAULIFLOWER A-like
Exons: 7
Coding region: 194-877 (227 amino acids)
Biological process (GO): positive regulation of transcription by RNA polymerase II
Cellular component (GO): nucleus
Molecular function (GO): protein dimerization activity; DNA-binding transcription factor activity, RNA polymerase II-specific; RNA polymerase II cis-regulatory region sequence-specific DNA binding
Source: RefSeq, a predicted model, not a curated record
AUCAAAAACCCAAAGUCACCGACUGACCGCUCCAGCCAAUCAGUUUCACGACCGGGUUCCCGUUGCCGAUUCCGCUUAUAAAAGCCCCUCUUUGACCUCACUUUCCUCAGAUUCUCGACUCCUGCUAGUGCUAAGCUCACUGUUUGCUAGGGUUAGGGUUUUUGACGAAUUACGAUUUGCCCAGGAAGCGGAAAUGGGGAGAGGGAAGGUGCAACUGAAGCGAAUCGAGGACAAGAUCAGGCGCCAAGUGACCUUCUCGAAGAGAAGGACUGGGCUGAUGAAGAAGGCUCGCGAGCUCUCUGUCCUGUGCGGCGUCGAGGUUGGGCUCAUCAUCUUCUCCGCCAAAGGGAGGCUGUACGAGUUCUGUAGCGGCGAUAGCUUAGGAAAUGUUCUCGAGCGUUACCAGAUACAUACUGAGGAGGAAGUUGCUGUUUCCAAGAAUUCCAAGCAUCAUUUGGAAUUUCCUGGUAAUGAUGCAUGCACUACGAAGUCCCUGAAAAUGAUGCAAAGUGAACUAGAGGCACAGAACAUCGAAAAUCUGGAUGUGACAGAGCUUACUCAACUUGAGAAGCAACUGGAAGCAGUUUUAAGACAAACAAGAUCAAGAAAGAUGCAGCUCAUGAUGGAAACCAUAGCAAGUCUCAUUGAGAAGGGAAAGAAGCUGGAAGAAGAUAAGGAUCAUAUGGAACAACAGAUUGCAGCACUGAUGGUGGAGAAGGCGAAGCACCAGGAAGAGGCAAUUCCAAUUUCUGCUGCUGAUGAUAACGGUGAUGAAGUUGAAGAAAUGGAGGGAGAAGGAGAAGGAGAAGGAGAAGGAGACGCAGAUGAGCAUAUCAGAGGUGCCAGGACCAAACAUCUCAUGCUUAAUUUGUUUUAAGAUCCCUUAGGGGACGAUUACUUGCUUGUGUAUACGUGUGUAAUUUAGACCGGACAUAUGCAUGAUGCAUGCAACGUGGCAAAAGCAGAUACUGCCACACCUCAACUCCUAAUGACACUGGUACUAGGAAGUCUUGAGAGACUAAGUGACAAACCGCACCGUUUCAACCACCGUUGUGUUUUGGCUUGACGAGGCACAAGAGAGGCAAGAAACCUCCUUACGGCCUCGUGCUAUCUGGAGGAGUGUGUUUAUUUGUGUAAUGUAACAAUGUCAUGUAAUGUGCAGCAAGCUACCUGUGUGCUCUCUCCUGUUCUCUCCAGCGCAGUGCUAGCUGUGUUUGGCGAGUAAAAUGUAUAAUAAAACUAAUGUUUGA